Messenger RNA from Argentina anserina (silverweed cinquefoil), 954 nucleotides. RefSeq names its product putative F-box protein At3g58860. The transcript is spliced from 2 exons. Lineage: Eukaryota; Viridiplantae; Streptophyta; Magnoliopsida; Rosales; Rosaceae. Bases 1 to 954 code for a protein of 317 amino acids. The record is from RefSeq and is a predicted model, not a curated record.
AUGCAAGCUACUAGUGUUCUUUCUAAGAGGUGGCGUCAUACAUGGACGAACAUCACCACUCUCGACUUUGAUGAUGAGAAAAAUCUACGCAGAUUGUAUGAGCUGAGCAGAAUUUGUCCAGAGGGGAAGGAGUUGAAGAAGGUUAGGUAUGUUGAUUGGGUGGACGAUGUGUUUCCAACACAUAGAGCCCCAUACAUUGAGCGAUUCAGGGUUUCUUUUGAUAUUGGUCCGAGAAAGUCCAUUGAUGAAUGGAUUCAAUUUGCAAUGAAAAGAGGAGUUCAAAUACUUGAGUUGGACUUCUUAGAACGUCCUGCUUACAGUCGAUCCAGUACACCCGUGCGCUAUUCACUUAGCCAAAAUGUUUUUGGUAUCGAAAAAGGUUAUGGAUUGAAUCCCUCGUGUUCUGAUAUACCAAGUGACCAUAUUGGGUUUAAGUCGCUAAAAGUUCUUGAUUUGCAAUCAGUUGAUGUCACUGGAAAUGUUAUUGAGGACCUCUUGUCUAACUUUCAAGUUCUUGAGAGACUUUCUGUGUCUGAUUCCUCGAAGCUGGUUGACCUAAGAAUUAUCAAUCCCUCAACUUCAUUGAAGUACUUAAUGAUACAGAGGUGUUACAAGAUUAGAAGAAUUGAGAUUUAUAAUGCAAAUCUUGUUUCAUUCGUUUACGACACAGGCAAAGCAUUCAUUUAUGACCCAGUUGAGAUAGACUUGGUUCUUAAGAGCCUACCGCUUCUUGUUGAGGUAUCCCUUGGUGCAAUCCAUUCGAUAGAUUUCGCAGAGGUUGCCCCUCAGAUUUGCUGCCUUUCACAACUAGAGACUCUCAAACUGAGUAAUUUGAGCCUGAGCUACAAUAUUUCCAACAUUAACCAAUCUCAAGCAUUUGGAAUUGGCCGUGAAAGAGUAUUGGUGUUACGACCCCAAAAUUUCGAGUAUAAAACUCGAAUUUCGACGUCAUGA